Molecule: messenger RNA, 1275 nt
Organism: Drosophila ananassae
Lineage: Eukaryota; Metazoa; Arthropoda; Insecta; Diptera; Drosophilidae
Gene: grass
Product: serine protease grass
Exons: 6
Coding region: 93-1211 (372 amino acids)
Biological process (GO): proteolysis
Molecular function (GO): serine-type endopeptidase activity
Source: RefSeq, a predicted model, not a curated record
CGGCUCUCCGGCUCCCAGUCGAGCUUGGAGCGUCUAGAAUUCCACAUCGCACCACGACCAGUUGAGGUCCGAUCAGCAAUCAAGCAAGUGAGAUGAUAACCGGCAGCCUCGUAGUCGUUGCCCUCGUGUCGCUGGGAGUGCGAUCCGCCCGAGCAGCCUAUGGCGAUGACUGCAGCACUCCCGACGGCGAUACCGGCCUGUGUCUGCCCUUCUCAUCCUGUCGGAACAUCGAAGAGCGGCUCACGGAGAGCCAGAAGUCCGGACAGAAAGUGCCUCCCGAAUUCGCAGCCUAUUUGCAGAAGUCCUUGUGCGGGGAGUUCAAUGGAGUGCGCCACUUCUGCUGUGCAUCGAAUCAAAUCCAGCACAACUCCAAGACAAUGGCCCUGCUGAAGGAUGAAAAAUUCGACUGCGGCAACUUCCUUAACCAAAGAGUAGCCAAUGGAUACGAGGUGAAGCUCUCCUCCAGGCCCUGGAUGGCCCUGCUUCGAUACCUACAGUUUGGAGAGUCCCGAUUCCUAUGCGGUGGCGCCCUCAUCUCAGAUCGCUAUAUCCUCACCGCUGCCCACUGCGUACACGAUCAUGAGACUGAACUUUACGAAAUUCGAUUGGGCGAGCAUCGCAUUUCCACGUUGGAGGACUGCAGGCAGCAGGGACGGAAAAAGAAGUGUGCUCCACCAGUGCUGGAUGUGGGAAUUGAGAAGUAUCUCAUCCAUGAGAAGUACGACUCCCGGCACAUUAUGAACGACAUAGCACUGCUGCGUCUCAACACCACUGUGUCUUUCCAGAAGCACAUUAAACCCAUUUGCCUACCCAUCACGGAUGACUUGAAGCAACAGGCGGAGCAGAUUAACACCUACUUUGUGACUGGCUGGGGCACCACUGAGAACGGUUCCUCGUCGGAUGUCCUGCUCCAGGCCAAUGUGCCGCUCCAGCCCCGAUCCGCCUGCUCUCAGGCCUACCGCCGGGCAGUGCCUCCCACCCAACUGUGUGUGGGUGGCGGCGACCUGCAGGAUUCGUGCAAGGGCGAUUCCGGAGGUCCCCUUCAAGCUCCAGCCCGCUACUUGGGUGAGUUUGCUCAGCGCAUGGUGGAAUUCGGCAUCGUGAGCCAGGGCGUAGUCUCUUGCGGCCAAAUCAGUCUUCCGGGCUUAUACACUAAUGUCGCGGAGUACGUCCAGUGGAUUACGGACACCAUGGCCAUACACGGACUAUGAAAUAUUCUAAGUAACUUGUAAAUUCUCAAAUAUAUAGAUAUGAUGUGCAUAUUUGUAAAAUUAA